Messenger RNA from Catharus ustulatus (Swainson's thrush), 526 nucleotides. RefSeq names its product zinc finger protein 330-like. Gene Ontology annotation, molecular function: zinc ion binding. NCBI's taxonomy places the organism in Eukaryota, Metazoa, Chordata, Aves, Passeriformes, Turdidae. The record is from RefSeq and is a predicted model, not a curated record. The coding region runs from base 59 to 511 and encodes 150 amino acids. Gene Ontology annotation, cellular component: nucleus. The transcript is spliced from 5 exons.
ACCGAGGCGCACCAACACUUCCGGCUUCCGCGCGGCCGCCAGAGCCAGAUAGUGCAACAUGCCUAAAAAAAAGACUGGUGCUCGUAAGAAGGCUGAGAACCGCCGGGAACGCGAGAAGCAGAUAAGGGCUUCACGAGCCAACAUCGACCUGGCCAAACAUCCUUGUAAUGCUUCAAUGGAAUGUGAUAAGUGCCAAAGACGACAGAAGAACAGAGCUUUUUGUUACUUCUGUAAUUCAGUUCAGAAACUGCCCAUUUGUGCACAAUGUGGGAAAACCAAAUGCAUGAUGAAGUCUUCAGACUGUGUUAUAAAACAUGCUGGUGUGUACAGUACUGGACUAGCUAUGGUGGUAUGUAUACAAAAUUACAGCCUUUUUUGUGCUAUGAGGAUAUUCUGUAUAAAUCUUUCUGGAAAAAUGAUAAAACACACUUACGGAAUGAUAAGCUUGUACCAUGCCAAGAUGGAUUUUUCCCUCAUUUUUUAUAACAAACUGAUUUUUCCCUUAUACUGAACCCCCAAAUUUUUC